Molecule: messenger RNA, 979 nt
Organism: Priapulus caudatus
Lineage: Eukaryota; Metazoa; Priapulida; Priapulimorpha; Priapulimorphida; Priapulidae
Product: dystonin-like
Exons: 5
Coding region: 71-979 (302 amino acids)
Biological process (GO): actin cytoskeleton organization
Cellular component (GO): cell projection; cortical actin cytoskeleton; cell junction
Molecular function (GO): actin filament binding
Source: RefSeq, a predicted model, not a curated record
GGCGCUGACGGCGUGCGCGCAGCAGCUGCGGUUCCUGAGUCGCGAGCAGGCGGUGUUGACGCCGGAACAGAUGGAGAAGUUGGAGGAGCAGGCGGGGAGGCUGCAGGCCAGGUACGACUCGCUGCAGACGCGCUCCGGCUCCGGCGUCAGGAAGCUGUCGUCGGCGACGGACGAACUCGGCAAGCUACAGCGCGAGCGAGACUCCUUCCUCGCCUGGCAGGGCCAGCGCGAGUCCGAGCUCGCCGAGCUAGAGGGAGCCACGUGCGACCUCGCCGCGCUGCGCAGGCACGUGGGCGACGCGCGCACGCUCAGCGCUGACGUGAUGUCACACAAAGCUGACCUGCGAUUCGUCGCUCUGUCGGCCGACAAGUUCCAAGCGGAGGCGCAGGCCUACCUGUCGCAACUCAACGAUAACCGAAAGGCACACGAGAUGGAGCCACUGGUCGAGGCAGAAGGUCUCGUCCGGUGCAGCGUGGACGAGGCGAGCGAGCGUUACGAUGCGUUGCUGGACAAGUGCCACACGCUGAGUGACCAGCUGUCUACGGUGGAUGACAAGAGCAAGCAGUAUGGGGAGGCGGUGGAGAAGGCUCGCACGUGGCUGGAUGGCGCGGAGAAGAGUGCGCAUGAGCAGCUGACCGCACCGGCAGACGCCGACCCGCGCGCCGUACAAGAUCACCUCGCUCGUCUCAAGGUCGUCAACGCCGACGUGAUGGCGCAGCGGCGUCUGGUAGAGGGCGCCGGCGCGGCGCACGCGGCGUUGGCGGCAGCGCUGGAGCACGGCAGCGAGGAGGAGCAGGGGAAGCUGGCCGCUGCCGUGGAGGAGGUCGAGCGGCGAUACGAGGAGGUAGGUGUUAGAUUACUAGGCACCUUCAAGUAUGGUCGGAUAUCGCCGAUAGGACGAGGUAGCAAGGGUUGUGUGCGGGGUGUCAUGUCAAGGACUGUCGGAUACCAUCGUGGGUUUAGGAAAUUCGUUCCGUAG